AUCGAGUACCUGAAUUAUGUAGUACAAAUUGGUGUUUGUUUUUAAAGAUGGCUGCUAAGUUGUUGAGUUUGACUACUUUUUGGCUGAGAGUUUGGCUGUGCGCGACUGAUUUGUGUUAUGCACAGUCAACAGGCCUGACAUUCCAAGAUCUGCUGCCAGACGACCCUCGGCUGUACGACAAGAUGCGACCGCCCAAGAAGAACGACCAGCCGACCAUAGUGUUCUUCCAUGUCACUGUUAUGGGACUGGACUCCAUUGAUGAGAACUCUAUGACAUACGCCGCCGACAUUUUCUUUGCACAAACAUGGAAGGACUUCAGAUUGAAACUGCCUGAAAACAUGACUUCUGAAUACAGGCUUCUAGAAGUGGAUUGGCUGAAACACAUGUGGCGACCGGACUCAUUCUUCAAAAACGCCAAGUCCGUGACCUUUCAGACCAUGACCAUCCCCAACCACUACGUAUGGUUGUACAAGGAUAAGACUAUUCUGUACAUGGUGAAGCUGACCCUCCGGCUGUCGUGUGCCAUGAACUUCCUCAUCUAUCCGCACGACACACAGGAAUGCAAGCUGCAGAUGGAGAGCCUGUCGCACACGACAGACGACCUCAUAUUCCAAUGGGACCCCGAUGUCCCUCUGGUGGUGGACGAACACAUCGAGCUGCCGCAACUGGAGAUCGUCCACAACCGCACUGCGGAUUGCACUCAAGUCUACUCUACUGGCAAUUUCACGUGUCUGGAGGUGAUCUUUAAGCUGAAGCGGCGGCUGGGGUACCACUUGUUCAACACUUACAUACCUACUUGCCUCAUCGUAAUUAUGUCGUGGGUAUCUUUUUGGAUAAAGCCCGACGCUGCGCCAGCGCGCGUGACGCUCGGCGUGACUUCACUCCUCACUCUAUCGACACAACAUGCCAAGUCGCAAGCACAGCUACCGCCCGUGUCAUAUCUGAAGGCCGUGGACGCCUUCAUGUCCGUGUGCACUGUGUUCGUGUUCAUGGCGCUGAUGGAGUACUGUCUUGUGAACAUUGUGCUCGGCGACGGCGCAGGAAAACCAAAGGAGCCAGCCGAGGCGGCCAAAGCCCGCAUGCGCGCGAUCAACAUAGACCGUUUCUCUCGCGUCUUCUUCCCUCUUCUCUUCUCAGUCCUUAACGCUACAUACUGGAUCCACUUCGCGCAGUACAUCUGACUACCUAACUAUGACAUAUAGGUCUAUCUGUUGCACUUAUUGUUAUUGUUUGGAGCGUUGGUUAAAACAAAUGUAUGGCGGCGUUAGUGUCGAGCGUAUGUUUUGUGGCCAAGGCGUAACGGUGCAAAACUGAGUAAGUAAACGCUAUAGCGGCGGCGAUGGGAAGUAAUUAGGUACUGUAUUGUUUUAUACCUUUUAAAGACAUGUUAAAAAAGACUAAGAAAUCAAUGUAUACAGCCAAUAUAACGUGUAAAAAAGGAUAACGCAAGGCGUUUUUCGAAGUGUCUUUAAUAACUUAGUUUUUAGGGUUCCGUACCCAAAGGGUAAAAACGAAACCCUAUUACAUGCUAAGACUCCACUGUCCGUCUGUCCGUCUGUCUAUCACUACUGUCUCCAUCUCUAGAACCGUGAUAGCUCGAAGGUUGAAAUUUUCACAGAUGAUGUAUUUCUGUUGCCGCUAUAAAUAAGAACAAAUACUAAGAAGUACGGAACCCUCGAUGGGCGAGUCGACUUGACCGUACAAUCUAUUACAUUCCGGUAGCAAGCUAGAAUAGAUACAGCUAUUAAAAAUAAUCAGGCGCUUAUAGUAUUAUUUGUUUAGUUCAUUCGUUCAUAAUUACUUUUAUCUUCUAUAUGUAUAAAUGUGUGUGUCCUUAUUGACUGGCUGACUGACUGAUUCAUCAACGCAGAGCCGAAACUACAAAUGAUAUGUGGUAUUUUCUAUAAAAAGGGACCUUAUUGUCGAUGGCGCUUACGCCAUUAUAAACAUGCUCCGAUAUAAAUACAAUGCCGAGCGACGCUGUGCGGCGUAAGCGCCAUCGACAAUAAGGUCCCUUUUCAUAGAAAAUGCCCCAUAUAAAGUUAAAAUUUGCACACAAGGUUGCAUUUAUAAAGUGUACAAAGAAAUAAGAAGCGAUUUUGCGAAAUUCAUCCCCUAUGGGGCUUAAAAAGCGGAUGAAAGUUUUUAUGGCGUUCGUCUUAGUUUAAGCUAGGAAGUUGAAACUUCGUAAAAAGGUAAGUAUUAGGUAUAAAUGUAUGGGAAGAUCCGCGGAUCCGAAUCCAGAUUCGAAUUAUUAUUCCAGGCUCUUCAAUAGGCUGGUCUUCUCCACAUUGGGCUUACAAAAUGUAGCAGUUUUCUUUAUUCUUUCUAGUUAGUGUAUUAGAAAUUGCUUACAUUAAGUAUCCUACCUAAUACAUAAUAACUAAUUCUACUAUGUAGUUUCUAUCUAGAAUGUUGACACUCACAAUUACAUAAGACGUAAGAGUAGAUGCGUCACUCAAAUAAAAUAAAAAUAACCUUUUAACCGUGAUGUUUCCUAUAAGGUGCGUUGGGAUAAGAUUGAAAGGGCUUUUCAUGAGGGGUAAGCUAAGGGGUAAGGGGUAAGACAAAAAAUUGUCCGUAUGCUAAAGCAUUACGGAUGACUUUUCAUCUUACCCCUCAUGAAAACCCUUUCCUUCAAUUCAUUGUUUUUUAUUUCUCUCCUUGCACCAAUUGUAAGUGUUUCUGUUUGGCCCUAUGGUUGACUGGUAGAGAAUGCCAUUUGGCAUUAAGUCCGCCAUUUGUACAUUGUUGUAUAUAUUUUGUGCAAUAAAGUUUUAAUAAAAAAAAACCCUUUCAAUCUUACCCCAACGCACCUUACAACAAUUUAACUAAUACGCUAUUAUCCUACUUGAAAAUCGUUAAAUAUUAUUAGUAGACGCAGAUAUGCGUUAUUAGCGUUCUUGGCUCUUUUAAGGGUAGAAAGGGUUCAAUUAUUUUUUAAAUUAAGCCCAACCAAGUCUUAAAGGUCAUAUUAUAGGGACCAUCAUUUGACGCGACAGGUAUAUGGAAGACAUCCCUGAUAGGGAUAAGUUCGCCUUUGUACUAAUGUUGUGUUUUUUCCUGUUUUAUGUUUCUUUUAUGUACAAUGAAGUGUAAAAAAUAUAUAUAAAAAGAGAUUAAGAAGAAAGGGGACCGCCGUUUCUCCAUACAAACGUAGUCCCCAUUUUCCUCUUUGGAUAUUCAUAUUAUGAAAAAUAUUUUUACAUUAUUGGAUGUAUAUUAACCAUAGCUAGACCCUACGUUUGACUUUUUUGGAUAUUUUUAUUAUGGUAAAAAUUAGGAGCGAAAAACAGAUUUCAAACUAAUUUUUAUAUGCUCUUACAAUAAUUAAAAAUUCGAAAAAAAUCAAACGUAGGGGUAUAGCCGUGGUUUUAUUUUAUUUAUUUAAACUUUAUUGCACGAUAUAAAAUUGUACAAAUGGCGUACUUAAUGCGGGCGUAAUGUGGUUAAUAUAUAACAAAUUUAAUUGUCCAAAUAUUUUCAAUAAUGUUAAUAUCCAGAGAGGAAAAUGAGACGUUUGUAUGAAAAGGCGAUUUCACGCGGGUCCUCCACUUUCGUCUUAAUUAGGCAAAUCAAGAAGUGGUCGGGUUAUUUCAGUCCAUCCUAAAUAGAUAUAGUUUGUCAAAGGACUGUCUCAUUUCAAACAUAGACAGAG
Molecule: messenger RNA, 3658 nt
Organism: Cydia strobilella
Lineage: Eukaryota; Metazoa; Arthropoda; Insecta; Lepidoptera; Tortricidae
Product: glycine receptor subunit alpha-2-like
Exons: 10
Coding region: 48-1181 (377 amino acids)
Biological process (GO): regulation of membrane potential; chemical synaptic transmission; nervous system process
Cellular component (GO): plasma membrane; synapse; neuron projection
Molecular function (GO): transmembrane signaling receptor activity; transmitter-gated monoatomic ion channel activity involved in regulation of postsynaptic membrane potential; excitatory extracellular ligand-gated monoatomic ion channel activity
Source: RefSeq, a predicted model, not a curated record